Molecule: messenger RNA, 2337 nt
Organism: Archocentrus centrarchus (flier cichlid)
Lineage: Eukaryota; Metazoa; Chordata; Actinopteri; Cichliformes; Cichlidae
Gene: stxbp3
Product: syntaxin binding protein 3
Exons: 19
Coding region: 34-1812 (592 amino acids)
Biological process (GO): vesicle-mediated transport
Source: RefSeq, a predicted model, not a curated record
AGGAAGAGGCACAGAGGAAAAAAAAAAAACAAGAUGGCAGCGGGCUCGGAGCACGGGCUAAAAAGGAUAGUUUGGAAAAGAAUACAAGACACAAUUAUUGCAGACUGCAGAAAAUCUGAAAUAUGGAAGAUAUUAAUUCUGGACCCCUUCACCACCAAACUCCUCUCAACAUGCUGCAAAAUGUCCGAUCUGAUGGCAGAGAAAAUAACAAUUGUGGAGGAUCUGUACAAAAGCAGAGAGCCUGUUCCAGAAAUGAAGGCCAUCUACUUUAUGACACCUACAUCUAAGUGUGUGGAGGCCUUUAUAGCCGAUUUCAAGACCAAACCCAAAUACAAAGCAGCGUACGUCUAUUUCACUGACUACUGCCCCGAUGACCUGUUCAAAAACAUGAAGCUGUACUGUGCAAAGUACAUACGCGUCUGUAAGGAAAUAAACAUCUCCUUCAUGCCUCAGGAGGCACAAGUUUUCACCUGUGGUAAUCCCGGAGCUUUCCGAAGCAUCUACAGUCCCAAAAGUCAGGACAAAAGGAAGACACUGGAGAUGCUGGCAGACCAGCUUGUCACGCUCUGUGCCACAUUGGACGAGUACCCGGGGAUCCGAUAUAAGAAAGACAGCAACAUGGAUAAUGCCAGAAUCCUUGCAGAGAUGGUGGACAACAGGCUGGCCAGGCACUAUGAGCUGGAUGACAGUGGCAAGAAAAAGGAAAAGACCCAGGCCCAGUUGCUGAUACUGGAAAGAGGUUUUGACCCUGUGAGCCCCAUCCUGCACGAGCUGACCUACCAGGCCAUGGCCUACGACCUCAUUGACAUCAAGAACGACACCUAUAAGUACAAGUCUAGAGAUGGCUCAGAGAAGCAGGCAAAACUGAAUGAGGAUGACAUGCUCUGGGUCAAGCUGAGGCACAAGCACAUCGCCGAGGUGUCAGAGCAAAUUCCCAAGAUGUUAAAGGAGAUAUCUGCGAGCAAGAAACAGCCAGAUGGGAAGAUCACAAUUAGCAAUUUGGCUCAAAUGAUGAAGAAGAUGCCUGCAUUCCGUAAACAGAUGACUGAGAAAACGAUUCAUCUCCAGCUGGCUGAGGACUGCAUGAAACAUUACGGAGAAAAUGUGGAGAAACUCUGCAAAGCUGAGCAGGACCUUGCAGUGGGUUCAGAUGUGGAUGGGGUGAAGGUGAAAGAUCCCAUGAGGACUCUGCUGCCUGUGCUGCUGAACCCAUACAGUAAAUAUGACAAGAUCAGAGCUGUGCUGCUCUACAUCUUCAGCCUCAACGGAACAACAGAAGAGAACUUACACAAACUUAUUGAACAUGUGAAGAUCGAGGGAGAACCGGAGUUCAUCCAGAACUGGAAAGAACUGGGUGUGCCCAUCAUCACAACGCCUAGUUUCUUCUCUCGUAAACCAACCCGACGGGAUCGUAACCAGGAUGAGACGUACAGCCUUUCGAGAUGGACCCCUGUGAUAAAAGAUGUGAUGGAGGAUGCCGUAGAGAACAAACUGGACACCAAAGAGUGGCCGCACCAGUCCGAGUGUCCUGCUGCCUGGAACGGCUCUGGGGCUGUCAGUGCACGGCAGAAACACAGAGCCAGCACUCAGGAGGACCGCCGGACCGGCUCACGUCUCAUCAUCUUUGUUAUCGGAGGAAUCAGCUGCUCUGAGAUGCGCUGUGCCUAUGAGGUCACCAAGGCAGUGAAAUCCUGUGAGGUCAUCAUAGGGUCUUCCCACAUUUUGACCCCCACCAUUCUCCUGGAUGACAUCAAGUCUCUGAGCAAAGGCCCCAUGGAAAGCUUUACAAUAGAGGACGAGCACAACAUUUAAGAAGUUUGCCCACCCAACAUUUCCCCGGAAACCCCCUGUUUCUUUACACCCCAUAUCACUCAGCACAGCACACUCAGCUCAGCUUCCUCAGUGGAAAUCUGAAGGGAAUUUCCUUUAUAGUCAUUUUUAUAUCUUUUCAAACCAACUCCAUGUUUGUAAUGGGAGGGAUGAGGAGCUCAGAAUAUGAUCUGAUGAUGACAUUGUGAUUUGAAUAUAUAGAUAAUAUUAAAAACUAAUUGACCUCAUCCUACUAACAGAAUUUUGUGUAAAGAUGAUCCAACCUGCCUGUUUGUCAUGUAAAAAAAAAAAAGUUACAAGUUGAAAGGCUUCUAAGAAACGUAGAGAAACAGAAUUGCUGAUGUAUAUAGCGUAUGUAAGCACUGAGCCCCCACUGUGCCAUUUUGACUGUUUCACUUCUGUCUAUAAAUGCUUACUGGCUUCUGAAAAGUAUUUUUAACACUGAGUAUUUACGUUUUCCUUGAACAACUGACUAAUAAAUGGAUGAAGUGGUUCAAUUCUUAAGAG